This is a messenger RNA of Gloeophyllum trabeum ATCC 11539, 924 nucleotides long. RefSeq names its product UAA transporter. Gene Ontology annotation, cellular component: Golgi membrane; endoplasmic reticulum membrane. The record is from RefSeq and is a predicted model, not a curated record. NCBI's taxonomy places the organism in Eukaryota, Fungi, Basidiomycota, Agaricomycetes, Gloeophyllales, Gloeophyllaceae. Gene Ontology annotation, biological process: transmembrane transport. Gene Ontology annotation, molecular function: UDP-N-acetylglucosamine transmembrane transporter activity. Bases 1 to 924 code for a protein of 307 amino acids. The transcript has 7 exons.
AUGGUCUUUGGCGGUUGCUGUAGUAAUGUCUGGACCUACGAGCGUCUACUGAAGCUCAGCCCUCAGAUAGGGUCUGCAUUGACCUUCUCGCAAAUGCUGUUCAUUACAUUGCAAGGCCUGCCGCGGUUCUUGACAUGGCAGUCGUCCCAAUCAUUUCUACCUACUCUUCGACCGCGACAAGUUCCCAUGCGGGAGUGGGCCACGCAAGUGGUGGUUUUGACAGCUGGUUCUUUGCUGAAUAACUGGGUGUAUGCCUUUGACGUCCCCAUACCGAUACAGAUUGUGUUUCGCUCAGCAGUACCUAUCGUGUCAAUGAUAUUUGGGUACGUCUUCUUAAGACGGAGUUAUUCGUUUACGCAAGUUGCUGCGGUCGUCAUAGUCGUUGUCGGGGUCGUUCUUGCCACCCUUUCUAGAUCGUCAUCCCAGUCUAGCACUUCCGUGGAUACCGGCCGCUAUGCAGUAGGUAUCCUGAUGCUUGUAUCCUCGCUCUUUCUGUCUGGUUUCUUGGGUAUCCUGCAAGAGCGCACGUACGGAAAGUACGGACCCUGCUGGAGGGAAGGUGUAUUCUACACGCACUUCCUCUCAUUACCAGCGGUCCUGCUAUUCCUGCCCCAUGUCAAGAAAGGAUUCCUAGAUCUGCAUAAAGCAUCACCGAGCUUGCAGACGUCAAUUCUCAUCCUGGCAGCCAACUUAGGGACACAGCUAGUCUGUGUGUCCGGUGUGAACCAGCUCACAUCUAGAGUAUCAUCUGUCUCGACAAAUCUUGUUCUCACAGCUCGCAAAGCAAUGAGUCUUUGCCUCAGCGUGUGGUGGUUCGGCAACGGCUGGAACGUCCAACUGGCGUCAGGAGCUAGUCUUGUUCUGACAGGGUCUCUGUUGUACGCCUUCGCAGGUCUUAGACAAUCUGACAAGAAACGGGAAUAG